Myotis davidii is the source of this 1518-nucleotide messenger RNA. RefSeq names its product polo like kinase 5 (gene PLK5). The transcript has 13 exons. Gene Ontology annotation, biological process: mitotic cell cycle; protein phosphorylation; regulation of cytokinesis. Gene Ontology annotation, molecular function: protein binding; ATP binding; protein serine/threonine kinase activity. The record is from RefSeq and is a predicted model, not a curated record. Lineage: Eukaryota; Metazoa; Chordata; Mammalia; Chiroptera; Vespertilionidae. The annotation marks the transcript as partial. Gene Ontology annotation, cellular component: centrosome; spindle pole; cytoplasm.
UGCCGCCAGCUGGUCUCUGCUUUCCUGCCCGGCCCGGGGGCUCGGGGCGUCUACAAGCGCGGGAAGCUGAUCGGCAAGGGUGCCUUCAGCCGCUGCUAUAAGCUGACCGACAUGUCCACCAGCACUGUGUUUGCUCUCAAGGUGGUGCCGCGUGGGGGGUCCGGGGUCCGGAGUCUGCGCCCCUUUGGGAAGGUGGAGCGGGAGAUCGCCCUGCACAGCCGCCUACGACACCGCAACAUCGUGGCCUUCCACGGACACUUUGCUGACCGUGACCAUGUGUACAUGGUACUGGAGUACUGCAGCCGCAAGUCCUUGGCCCACGUGCUGGAGGUGCGGCGGACGCUGACGGAGCCUGAGGUGCGCUACUACCUGCGGGGCCUGGUGAGCGGCCUCCGCUACCUGCACCAGCAACGCAUUGUGCACCGAGACCUAAAGCUCAGUAACUUUUUUUUGAACAAGAAUAUGGAGGUGAAGAUCGGGGACCUGGGGCUGGCUGCCAGGGUGGGGCCAGGGGGCCGAUGCCACAGAGUGCUCUGUGGGACCCCAAACUUCCUGGCCCCAGAGGUUGUCUCCAGGAAUGGGCACUUAGGCUCCUGCCCGCCUCCCUGGCUCAGGUACACGGUGCUGACUGGCGACCCACCCUUCGUGGCGGCUUCCCUGGCAGAGAUGUAUGAACACAUCCGGGAAGGCCGUUACCACGAGCCUGCCCACGCGUCGCCCAAUGCCUGUCGCCUCAUUGCCCGCCUGUUGGCGCCCAACCCGGCCGAGCGGCCCAGUCUGGACCACCUACUGCAGGACAACUUCUUCACACAGGGUUUCACUCCGGACCGGCUGCCACCCCACUCCUGCCACAGCCCGCCCAUUUUUGCCAUUCCUCAGCCUCUGGGCAGGCUUUUCCGGAAGGUGGGCCAGCUGCUAAUGAGCCAGUGCCAGCUACCCUGCCCCUACACCCCCAGUGAGGCCUCUUGUCCAGAAGAUGGUCCUGACGCUGACUUCAUGGAGUGGGGCAGUGAGGGGCUGGGGCACCCCUCACCCCUGCUCCCUUCCCAGGACUCCCUGUUGGAGAGAGGGGCUCCCCGACCUGAGGUCCCUGUCCACCUGUUCACCCAAGGGACCCUCCAGAGUGACCCAGCUGGGUCUGGGGGGAGCCCAAGACAGGAGGUGGAGGAGGCCAUUAGAAACCUACAGCUCUGCCUGAACCCUGGACCUCCAGUCACGCAGGACCCCCCGAGAGAGCAGUGGCCCAUCCUCUGGGCCCCCAAGUGGGUGGAUUAUUCCAGCAAGUACGGCUUCGGCUACCAGCUGUUGGAUGGGAGCAGCGGUGUCUUGUUUCGGGAUGGCACCCACAUGGCCCUGCGUCCCCCCGGGGGCCAGGUCAGCUACAUGCCUGACCGAGGGAAGCUGGAAGUGUUGGCCCUGAGGGAUGUGCCCAGCCCGCUGGGUGCCAAGCUGGCCGUCCUGCGACUCUUUGCUGGCUACAUGCAGCAGCGGCUUCGAGAGGUGAGGGCAGGGGGCCAG